This is a messenger RNA of Zingiber officinale, 1173 nucleotides long. RefSeq lists its product as uncharacterized. Lineage: Eukaryota; Viridiplantae; Streptophyta; Magnoliopsida; Zingiberales; Zingiberaceae. The transcript has 3 exons. Bases 1 to 984 code for a protein of 327 amino acids. The record is from RefSeq and is a predicted model, not a curated record.
AUGACGCCACUCCACGCGUUGUCGCGUUUCGAGUGUUGCUCGAUUGAGAAAUUAGUACUUCACCCGUGCCACAUCGGCGAGCGUCCGUGCCCCGCCGUCUUCGCCGCCUGCUUUCGCUGCCGGAACACCUUCAUCGGGCUGGGAAAGUGCCACCUCCGCCCCGAUUUCCUCUUCGCCUCCUCUUCUCGCACGCCCCCUCCGCUCAUCGACGAACGCCCCGCAGCCACCGUCCUGGAUCGGAACAGCCCUAGCGGCGGAAUGACCUUCUUGCCCUCCCCCGCCGACCUCGAGAAUGGCCAGAAGAAGGCCCAGCCCCUUCUCCCGCCCCUUUCCGUCGAGGAAGGCGACGGAUCGUCGCACGCGGCAGGAGCGGCGGCCACCGAUCGCGACCGAACGAGAGGGAUCCCGACCGAACGCGACCGCCGGAAGGCCGGCUCGCUGGCGAUGAGCCGGGAGACGGUCCCUACCGGUCCUAAACCGGCUUCAUCGCCGGAAAUCCAUCGGCAUGAUCUGGAGGAUCCGGAAGAGGAGGAGCGGGAGGAGGAAGGCGAGGCGAAGCAGCCGCAGGGGCGGAGGCCCGCACAGUGGGGACAGAGGCGGAGAAGGCGAUCGCGGAGGCAAGAUGCGCAGACUCCUCCGGGAGACUGCAUCGGGUGUUUCCAGCACCUCCACCCGGUCUCCUCCUCCACCACCACCACCGCCUUCUCCUUCAUAUCGACCUCCUCCGCCGCCUUCCCCUUCUCAGCCGGUGCGAUCGUUAACGCCUCCAUCCCAACAUCCUCAUCUUCCCUCCACCAUGGAAAAGCCACAGCCGGAACAGAUCCCCCACCGCCUCUCAUCCUUCCUCCGAUCCGCUGCCAGAUCCAGUUCCUCACUCCGUCACUCGACGGCUUUGUUUCUGUUAUGCCACCGUCUUCAUCAGCCGUCCAUCAACUGGCGGAGGUGGCAGGGUCGUGCAGAACUCCCGCCACUCCGCGUUCUUAGGACCCGGCUGGAGGGCGCGAUCCAGCGAUGGCCCACCAAAUGGACGGUACAGAUUCAAUAACAUGACGGGUACGAGAGCGUACGAGACGCGGAGGUUGUUGGCGUACGUUGCUGUCCACGUAUUGCUCGCCAAUUGUCUACCGCACAUCAUCGACGAGUCCAGAUUCUGGUUAAAAAAUAACGAUUAGA